AUCAAAUCCGAAGCGACAGAAUCAGCUGAUUAUAGAUCGUCAAAUCAAGAAUCCGUUAACGCACGACGCUGGUGUCGCCGUAUCGGGGCACAGGAACAUCGACUGCACGAUAUGGUCAGACUUCGUAGUCAGUUCGCCCAAUUGCUAUGUGAUUCCGGGUUGUGGAAUCGUUCCGGAUCAACUGUACGCAAAGCGAUAGAUCUAAAUCAAAAGCGUGGUCUGAAUAGCGCUCGUCGAACUGAACGAUUAAAGACAAAACGCCGUCGACUGUUAACUCUGCAAGACGGGGAUGAUUUUCCUCACUUGGUGGGAUUCUCUGAUGCUCUGAACAUCUCCGCGCCAAAGAGCCACUUGUGUUUAGAUCCGGAUCCCUGA
Molecule: messenger RNA, 375 nt
Organism: Echinostoma caproni
Lineage: Eukaryota; Metazoa; Platyhelminthes; Trematoda; Plagiorchiida; Echinostomatidae
Source: the annotation of a GenBank genome assembly